UCAAAACUUAGUUUGCAUUCAGUACUCAGCUCAACAGUUGUUAGCAUUCCAGCAUUCCAGACUCUCGACAAUGCAGUUAAUAUUGAAGCUGGCUUUUGUUCUUUGUUUUGGUUUUUGUAGAGGGGAAGUGAAAUUUGAAGACUGUGGAUCUAGCGGGACGGAUAUUAAGUUCUCCUGCUCUGAAGGGUGUUCUGGAGAUAUCCUAGAGUUAACUAAAGGAAAAACUACCAGCUUUAACCUAGGAUUCAAAUCAGGAGAGGACUCAGCUACCCUUACAAAUAAUAUUGUUGGUAUACUGGGGGGAGGAGUGGAGAUGCCGUACAACAAUAUAAUGUCAACAGAUUUCUGCUCUGGAUUGCCCGCUGGUAGCUGUCCGGUCAAAGCAGGAUCAUAUUUGGAAUUCACCUCAAACAUUGAGAUACUACCUACAUAUCCUACGAUUCCUGUGACGAUAAAGUGGGAAGUAAAGAAUGCCGGGAGCGGAAACGCUGUCUGUAUUUUGAUAAAAUCUAAAAUUGUUUGAAUAAAAAUAUUCUUCGAUAAUUAA
Molecule: messenger RNA, 547 nt
Organism: Eurytemora carolleeae
Lineage: Eukaryota; Metazoa; Arthropoda; Copepoda; Calanoida; Temoridae
Product: protein NPC2 homolog
Exons: 8
Coding region: 71-523 (150 amino acids)
Source: RefSeq, a predicted model, not a curated record